Fusarium coffeatum is the source of this 816-nucleotide messenger RNA. RefSeq lists its product as uncharacterized. The transcript has a single exon. The record is from RefSeq and is a predicted model, not a curated record. NCBI's taxonomy places the organism in Eukaryota, Fungi, Ascomycota, Sordariomycetes, Hypocreales, Nectriaceae. The coding region runs from base 1 to 816 and encodes 271 amino acids.
AUGCAGGACUCCCAACUCCAAGUAAUCAUCAUUGUCCUCGCGACCGUGGUUCCUGUCACCGCCAUAACCGCAGUUGGAUGUUUUUUCUGGCGCCGUAGCCGUCAACGGCGCAGAUUCCUCUUCAUGAAACGAGGCAUUACCCCUAUCGAUGAUGAGGAAAUCGAGUCGUGGAAGCGGGAUAGGAGCCACGAGAAGGCACAGAUAAUCGAAGCUGCCAACGAAGCUGCCAACAGGGAGGCCAGAGAUUUAGAGCAACAACAACUCGAGUACCGGCAAAGACAGAAGAGCACUUCAUUCAGCUCUAUCCGCAAACCCCCAAGUGUUAUCAUCUACGACCGUCCCCAUCCCCGAGUUUCCGAGGAACUCUCCCCUCGAUCAAUUCACCACAAGCGCAGCAUUGAUGUGCCGCCGACUCCAGUCCUUGCUCGCGCCCCCAACUCACGACCAGGCCUCACCGAUGAAGCUGUCCAAGGAGAAGAAGCCUUCAUCCCACCCAUCAAGCGUCAGCCUUCACGAUUGGCCAAACUUCCCCCUUCUCGUCAUAGCCGAACUCGAAGCAGCCGCAGCAGUACCAUGAGCACAGCUUCACCCCGAGAUCCUUGGCAUGGUCACUAUCCCGAUGCAUUCUUCGGCACUCGUAGCUCCAGCGAAUACCUACCCCGGACGCACCAAUCCCUGGACAUUAGACGGCAACAUCAUCGAAUGCAUUCCAUGUCCAACAUGAAUCGUCUAUCAUUCAACGAAGAAGUCUAUCUCGGGGGCCUUUCACCACGGCCGCUCGUUCGUCAAUCGGAGAUUGGCAGGGCUAUCGGUUGA